AUGGUGGUCUUCGUUGACUACGAUCACGACGCGUUCAACAGGCAUACUUUCCCUGGCGUCCCCGAUACACUCCUGCAUCCUUCCUUAGAACCUCAAAAGCCCACCUUGUCCAAGUUGCUGGCAGUCGGUCCGGAUCCAUCGACGAACGUGCCUGCGGCUCAUGAUCAGUCCGCCGCUCCGUCACAGAAUCAUACAGUCAACCAUGAAGAUCAACAGCAUGCUCUCAACCGGAACGCUUUUUCGGCCGCUCUUAGCUGCUAUCCGAUCAUAAAGGAAAUUGCUCGAGCAGUCGACCUGAACACCUUGCAUGCCCUCUCCCAGACCUGCCGCCAGUUCCACGCAAAUCUGGCCCCAUACCGCUCGCUGUUGAUCAAACAGACUUUACGCUGCGAGAAUGAGUACAUCGAGACCGUAUCGGACAUGCUCGACAGCGGAGCAGCAAUUCCCGAUAGCGUCAAGUCUGUGCUGCAAAUAUUGAGUCAGAACGCGAGAGCAUCGGGCCGAAUAACCACUGGCAAGGUUGCCAAAUGCGCUCGAGAUAUGGUUGCUGAGUGUCGUCGAUGCUCUAAAGUGGUGUGCCGGAAUUGCACCAUUAAGCCUCCCUCGAGCAGCAUGUAUAAAAACCGCAUUCGCCGUCUCUGCACAACCUGCCAGACAGCCCCGUUAACUGACUUGAUUGAUCCAUUGUCUCCUUCGUCUCAGUCUGCCAUGGCUCACGAAUCAUCAGCACUAAACCCAACGCCAACGUCCAUUGCGUUUCAACGGACUCCAUGCAAUUGUUAUGAAGCGAUCUGGCUCUGCCAUCAAUGUGGUCACCGUGUCCGCAGCAAUGACACCACCUACCGUCGCGUCUGGACCUGGCGUACACGUUACAGCACCUAUCUUGGUGGUCUAGGCACAGGGAUCGGCGAGGGCUGUCAGGGUGUCAAGUGCGGCCGAGGGGAACAAUGCCUUGCAGCCAAAGAGAUUGAGCUCGAGGUUGAAUGCGAAGCGGACGAGGCGUCCGGGGGUAGCUCGCCGGAUUACAGUCAUUACUAUGAGCAUCGGAAUCAUGCGCAUAGUCCUCCCAGACACACCACCAUCGAAAGCUGGGACCACCGCGAGGGGGACGAACCCGGGUAUUUCCGGCAGGAGAUCAUCGGGAUCGGAGGGAGGGUGAAGCAGAAGGCGAAGAAGAGAAUUAUAGUAGGAGCUUGUGUGGCGGAGCAUGAAGAUGAGAGGGAAACAGGAGAGUAUCUCACUAGGGAGGAGAAGGGAGAACAUCGUAGUUGGUGCGGCUGGUGUUGGAGAGUCAUCCUUGCGAAAGGGGAGAUUCAUUAG
Aspergillus fijiensis CBS 313.89 is the source of this 1320-nucleotide messenger RNA. RefSeq lists its product as uncharacterized. The record is from RefSeq and is a predicted model, not a curated record. NCBI's taxonomy places the organism in Eukaryota, Fungi, Ascomycota, Eurotiomycetes, Eurotiales, Aspergillaceae. The coding region runs from base 1 to 1320 and encodes 439 amino acids. The transcript has 3 exons.